Nothoprocta perdicaria is the source of this 2759-nucleotide messenger RNA. It is a transcript of the gene SPDL1, whose product is annotated as spindle apparatus coiled-coil protein 1. The coding region runs from base 305 to 2131 and encodes 608 amino acids. Gene Ontology annotation, molecular function: kinetochore binding. The record is from RefSeq and is a predicted model, not a curated record. Gene Ontology annotation, biological process: mitotic spindle assembly checkpoint signaling; protein localization to kinetochore; establishment of mitotic spindle orientation. Lineage: Eukaryota; Metazoa; Chordata; Aves; Tinamiformes; Tinamidae. The transcript has 13 exons. Gene Ontology annotation, cellular component: spindle pole; outer kinetochore.
UUUUUGUUAUUAUUUGUGGAGGUGCGGUGCUGCAUGGGUCGCGUGGUUUUUCCGCGCAGGGAGCUGCCGGUUCUGCGUGCGUGGUCCGUUUCCUGCGUGCCCGCGUUUGGGGGAUUAGGGUCUGGGUUCCUGUAUUCGCUGGGUCGCGCAGCCGGUCGCCCUGCUCGCCCUUUAACAGGACGGGGCGCGGAGGAGCCAGCCGUUUGUCAUUGUGAGCUCAGAAAAGCAGAUUAAGAGAAUAAACUCGAACUGAAGAAAGACUUACAUGGAUGUCUGAAGUCUGGAAGCAGUAAAAGGAAAAGAAAUGGAGACAGAAACCAUUUUAAGUCUUCGUCAACAACUCAAGGAAGCAGAGAACGAACGAAGGAAGGCAGCACAAUAUGGCUUGCACCUACUUGAAUCUCAAAAUGAAAUUCAAAAUCAAUUGGAUGAAAUACGUCGUGAAUUGACAGACAAAACCGAGAAAUUUGAACAAGAGAGAUAUUCUCUUCAGAGAGAAAUUGAGCUUAAGAGCAGAAUGUUAGAAAGCCUGAGUUUUGAAUGUGAUGCUCUCAAGCAACAGCAGAACAUGCAACUGGAUCAACAAAGAGAACAGCUUGUCAGAGUUCACGGACAAGAAAUAAGUGACCUUAAAAACAAGUUGGAGAACCUGAAAGCUGAACUAGAUGAAACUCGGCUCUCGGAGAAACAACUGAGACAUAAGGUGGAUCAUCAGAAGGAAAUAAUUGCUGCCAAAUCGGAGGAGUUGCAUAUGAUGUCUGAACGUGUACAYGAGACCAUGUCUUCAGAAAUGCUCAAUCUUCAGAUGGAACUCACUGAACUAGAAAGCGUGAAGGCCAAUGUUGAAGAGAAGCUGAAUGAACUGCAGUACAAUAAAGAGCAGCUGGAACUUGUAAAUAGCAACUUACGUAAUCAGCUGGAGCGCCUACAGGCAGAAAAAGAAGAGAGGGAGAAAGAAGUUGUUUCUUACUGCAAUGCAUUAGAGAAAGCUCGUGAGGCUAAUCAAGAGCUCCAGGUCCAACUGGAUCAUGCASUACAGCAGUCUUUGGAUCCUACAAGUAAAGGCAACUCGCUCUUUGCUGAGGUGGAGGACCGUAGGGCAGAAAUGGAACGACAGCUGAUCAGUGUGAAAAUAAAAUAUCAGUCACUACAAAAACAGCAUGCAUUCACUAGAGAACAAUUGCAAAGAAUGAAGCUGCAAAUGGCUACGCUGCUGCAACUGAAAGGCUCUCAGGCAGAAUUUGAGCAGUUGGAACGCCUGCAGUCCAUGUUAGAGCAAAAGAAUGGUGAGAUAGAAGAUCUUCUCAUGAAAGUGAGGCAACUAGAAAAAUAUAAGACCUUAUAUGAGAACACAGAAGAAUCUGGAGCUGGUACUAGCUCAAGGGGAGGAGAGUCUGAAGAUGGUUACUAUGCAGACUUGCUUCAAAUGAAACUGGACAACUCAAAUAAAGAAACUGAAACCUUGAGAAAUGAACUAUCCUUGCAGAGAAUGAAAGCUUUGUAUGAAAGCCAAAGGGUUCUGGAAGUUGAAAGGAAACUCUUCACAAACGAAAGGCACUUGCAAGCUUGUCAGAGUGAGAACAUGAAUUUGCGGGUUAUGGURGACGAGCUAAAAAUGAAAUACGAACCUCAAGAGUUACUUAAAGUUACUAAAGCUAAAAAGAAAAGGGAGAAGAUUCCAGUGGACUCUACUUGUGAAUACCUGGAUAGCAGAAAUACUUCAGCAAAAGAAACUUCUCUUGCUCCUUUGCCAACAAAGGAAGAAACAAAGAUGAAUUUAAAAUCCUUGGAACCAAGUCAUGUUUCUCCAAGAAAACCUGCCCAGGAAUCAUCACUGAAAAAUGUAGCUUUUGAAGCAGCGAACAGAGUAGAACAAAGUGAAAAAGAAAGAAAAAGAAUUAAAAUCAGAGAUGACUAUCAUGAUACCUGCACUUCACAGGACAGAAAUGGCAAUAGCUCUUUGACUUCAACUGCCCCCAGGUUAACAGCUGAAUCCCAACUUGAAACUACAGAAAAUCAAGAGAAGAAGGAAAAUACGAUCAUGACUGAGAAGAAAACACAAAAGAAAAAAUAUACUACGUUAUAUGUAUCUUCUAAGCCAACUCCUGAAACACAAUGCGCUCAGCAAUAAAACUUGUGCUUCUAGAAUGAAUUUUUAAAAAUUUGGCCUUUUGAUUGAGUGGGAAUUAAUGAGUCAACUUAUAUUGCAUAAAUAGACAUCUCUCUGCCCCUUUUAUGAAGAAGAGUAUGAACUGUGUUCAGUGUCUUACCUUCAGAGGCUGCCUGUUAGAUUACCUCACAAUGUGACCCAAAGUACCGCCUUGUCUUCCAUUUUAGAUAUAACUAAACAUUUCUUGGGYAUUGUUUCUAUGACACUUAAUAAUAUUAGGAAUCAUCAGAAAUUGCGGUGAGAUUUGUUAUGUAAUAACACAGGGUCUGUCCUGAUGAGUUCACUCAACAAUGCUGGUUCAAGUCACCCAAGCCAUGYGUAAGUGCUCCUGAAUUUCUCCCAAUUCUGAAGUUCAGGCUUCUUCGCUUUUCCUCUAAUGUUUAAUUGCUUAACUCUGACCUGGUUGUAAAGGCUUGUGUGAAUUUUUAAAGCAAUUUUGUGAGACAGUACUUUUUUGAAAUUCCAAAUGUUCCUUAUUUAUAAUGAUAAUGAAAAUAAAGCUUUUGUUUGUUUUGGAAAUGCUAGUCAAGAUAACUUYUAAUACAAAGUUUUUCCUAAUGUGUCAUUUUUGAGUGACAGGAGCUUUGUA